Penaeus vannamei (Pacific white shrimp) is the source of this 237-nucleotide messenger RNA. The record is from RefSeq and is a predicted model, not a curated record. Lineage: Eukaryota; Metazoa; Arthropoda; Malacostraca; Decapoda; Penaeidae.
AACGGCGUGGGCGCGGGCGAGGAGGCCGAGGGCGCCAGCGACCUCAUGAACGGCGCCUCCCCCCCGACGCGGCAGUCGGAGGCGGUGGCGACGCAGUGAGGCUCCUCCGCCGACCGCCUCACCGACCGACCGACCAACCAACCCACACCUGCACCAGCCCCCAACACCACCUCCACCUCUCCACCUCCUCCACCUCGACCUCCUCCACCUCCAACACCUCCUCCACCCCAACCACAC